Molecule: messenger RNA, 2277 nt
Organism: Brienomyrus brachyistius
Lineage: Eukaryota; Metazoa; Chordata; Actinopteri; Osteoglossiformes; Mormyridae
Product: protein FAM177A1
Exons: 5
Coding region: 240-719 (159 amino acids)
Source: RefSeq, a predicted model, not a curated record
CCCUACAUGAGUGUCAGGUUUCCAAGGGCGUGUCAAGGAUCUAAGGAUCCGGGUUAAGCAUUAGUGUCACAGCUUUCGGUUCGGUUGUUUCAGGCAGAGGGAGCAGAAAUAUUCAGAUAUGGAAAAGUGAGGUACAGUUAAAUGAGAAAGAUGAAUGAAGAACUUCAAAGUUGUUUUCUAGUAUAGUCGUACAGGAUUUAAACCCGCCCCCCCAGAGUGAGGGCUGUCUCACCAAAGGGAUGACAGGUAGCAUUCCGUCGUCACCCGGGCAGAAAAGGGUCAUCCACUUUGUCAGUGGUGAGACCCUCGAGGAGGAGUCCAGUGAUGAAGAGGAGCUCUUCGACGAGCCAGUCAACACGGCUCAGCUGUCAUGGAGGGCAUAUUCCCGCUUGCUUUGGAGACAGUUUCGUAGGAAAUCCUUACGGACCUGUGAUUAUGUGGGGGGGAAACUGGCCAGUCUGGCUGGACUUAAUGAGGCCAAGUACCAGUAUGCAGCUGAUGAACAUGAGCGAUGGAAGGAAAAGCUAUCAAGACGUGAAAGUACUGCUGGAGGCUCAUCCAUCAUGAAUAAGGAGAAGACGCAUUUUUCUUCCCAGACCACCGCUUGCUAUGGGACAACAGGUUCUCCAGUUGAGCCCUGCCAUCUACACUCCGUGGUCAAUACAGAUCACAUUCUAGAAGGGUCUUGCAACAGAGGGUACCAGGAAGACAAACAGUAAACAUUGUCUUUCAGAAGCUAACAACAAGAGAACCUAUGGCCAAAUGACUAUGAUUUCUCCUCAGUGUGACAGAGUGCUCCGAUGGACUGGCAUUGUAUCCAGAAAAGUAUUUUUAGAAGAUGGAUGAAUGGAUGGUGUGUGUCCCAUACUUUGUAUUUAUAUGUCGAUGUAGAAAUAAUUUCCUCUUAAAAUGGCAUUACUUUGAUGAUAAACAUCUUGUGCUCAUUUAAUAAAUUAGCAGUCACUUGUAUAUAAUUAUGUUUUAUGUUUUUAGAUAUACCAAUGAGUUGUUACGCAGAAAUUUCUCAAAAAGUUGACUUUUUUUCUAAAUGCUGUUAAUAAAUAUAGCAAAAGUGCCCCGCGUUUCUUGCAAAUGUUAGUUUAACGAUUUUUUUUUUUAAUUUGUAGAAAUGUAAUUUCUGUGAACCCUUUAUUUUUUUUACUUUUACGUUAAUUCGGGUAAAUGUGUGAGCUAGGUACCUAAUUAAUUGGUUAUUUAAAGGCGUAUUUUCUUAAGCAGAAAAUAAAACAAAGCAAUUUUCAUACUAAAUCAGAAAAGCUACAACCAACCGACGAGGAUGGGAUUCGAACCCACGCGUGCAGAGCACAAUGGAUUAGCAGUCCAUCGCCUUAACCACUCGGCCACCUCGUCAUCUGAGCCCUAGUGUUCUACUUAGUCAUUAUAAAGAGCAUAGAUUCAUUUAAUAACGCUAAUAAUAUACAUACGUAUAUUUUGAAUUGAACUGCUUGUUACUGUUUUAAGUGAAGUUUAAAAUUCAAUACAAAAGGCUUUACGUUUGUGUGUAAUUUAUCUAAUCGCGUAUAUAGGAUGUUAUAUUUGUGGGCCACACCGUAACAGCAUCGGGAUUCACAGAUAUGAUAUCAGAGACGUGCUCUGCUAGUUAAAACAAAAUUUCUACAAAAUUAACCGAUAUUACCGACAUGUGAGAUUACAUGUAUUUGUAUAUAAUAUAGUUCAAAUAUGUAAUCUUUGUUACGAAACGGAUAGUACGGGGCGUUUGACACACAAAUGUUCUCUCUGCGCGAAUAAACGUGUAAAUAAGGGAUAGCUCUUCUAAAUUACGUAUAAUAAUAAUAUCAGUUUGAUCGGAGUUCUAGACCCAUUGGUGAGUUGAUACGUACUGCGCAAGAUUUCCCAGUUUAUUCGAGUCCUUUCACCCAUGUCGGUAGGUGGCAGUAAGGCGACGAAAGAAAAGUGCUUCCUGCAUAUAUACGCCUCAAUUGACAUACCACAAUCAAGAGAAUCUUAUGUAAGGCGAAACAUAGUUCUUCUAAACUUUUUACUGAGCCAUACUUUCACGUUUCAUUUUAUUCAUUUUUUAAUAUCACUUUUAAUUCAAGUUGUGCUUUAAUAUAUGUUUUUUUUAUGUACUUUCUUUUAAUGUAUGCUCUUUUGAACUAUGUAAAACAUGGAAUGACCUUGUGUAUGAAAUUGUGUUAUACAAAUAAACUUGCCAUUGUUACAGACGAGCAUGAUGAACAGAUGACAUUGUGGCUUAGAAUAACUGAAUGUUAUUGAACUAAAAAACAAAAAUAC